AUGUCCUUUACACCGUUCGUGCUUGUCACCGACAGGCUCAUCUUUGUGCCUACCCCAAUGUCCGAGUCCAUCAAAGGCUACCGAGACUUGUUCAAGAGAUUACAUGAAGACCAUUCAUUCUGUGACAUGGGAUUCGGAGACGCAUUUCCCGCCCGGGCCUGGACCGACGAUGAGAUCAGAAAUGUGCUCAUGGCGGGGGAUAUCUCUCGUCGCUGGAACAAGAGGAACAUGGGCGACUUUGCCGUCGGGCUGCUGCCAACCACAGCCACGGGAAACCUCUUAUUCAGCUCCAACGAAGGAAGGAAGCUGAAAAAGUCGCCAGAGAAUAUCCGCGUCAUCGAGCUCGAUCGUUGGGACAACCCAAGCUGGCAGAACGACGUCGAGUGGGUUGGGUAUUCCUGCGCCCGGGACUGCACGGCAACACUCCCGCCGCUUGACGAGGGGGAGGCUCCCUUGCCGCCAUGGCAAGAAAUGUUGGAGAUGCGUUAUGGCGUGAGCCCCGAGCACUGGGGUAAAGGACUGGCUCUCGAGGCAUCCAAGGUGGUGAUCCAGUGGGCUAUUGAGGAGAGAGGUGUCCGGCGAUUUAUUGCUGAGACGCAAAAGGGGAACAGCAGAAGCCGCCGAGUGCUGGAGAAGCUGGGAUUCCAGAUGGUCGAUAGCAAUUACUUCAAAGAAAAGGACGUCUUGGACGAGUGGGAAAUGGUGGUGGCAUAG
Metarhizium brunneum ARSEF 3297 is the source of this 714-nucleotide messenger RNA. RefSeq lists its product as uncharacterized. The record is from RefSeq and is a predicted model, not a curated record. Lineage: Eukaryota; Fungi; Ascomycota; Sordariomycetes; Hypocreales; Clavicipitaceae. Gene Ontology annotation, molecular function: acyltransferase activity, transferring groups other than amino-acyl groups.